This is a messenger RNA of Colletotrichum chrysophilum, 2568 nucleotides long. RefSeq lists its product as uncharacterized. The transcript has 5 exons. Gene Ontology annotation, cellular component: COPI vesicle coat. Lineage: Eukaryota; Fungi; Ascomycota; Sordariomycetes; Glomerellales; Glomerellaceae. The record is from RefSeq and is a predicted model, not a curated record. Gene Ontology annotation, biological process: intra-Golgi vesicle-mediated transport; retrograde vesicle-mediated transport, Golgi to endoplasmic reticulum; intracellular protein transport. The coding region runs from base 1 to 2568 and encodes 855 amino acids. Gene Ontology annotation, molecular function: structural molecule activity; protein binding.
AUGAAGGUCGACGUCAAGCGUCAAUUGUUCGCCCGCAGCGAGCGGGUGAAAGGCAUUGACUUCCACCCCCAGGAGCCAUGGAUUCUCACGACACUUUACAGCGGCCAUGUCUACAUCUGGUCCUACGAGACCCAGCAGAUCGUCAAGACCUUCGAGCUCACCGACGUCCCUGUGCGAGCUGGCCGAUUCGUCGCAAGAAAGAACUGGAUCGUCUGCGGAUCCGAUGACUUCCAGAUCCGCGUAUACAACUACAACACCUCAGAGAAGAUUACCUCCUUCGAGGCUCACCCCGACUACAUCAGAGCCAUCGCCGUCCACCCGACACAACCCUUCGUCCUGACCGCCUCCGAUGACAUGACGAUCAAGCUUUGGGACUGGGAGAAGGGCUGGAAGUGCGUGCAGGUUUUCGAGGGCCACGGCCACUAUGUCAUGGGCCUGGCCAUCAACCCCAAGGACACCAACACCUUCGCGUCCGCCUCCCUGGACCGCACCGUCAAGAUCUGGAGCCUCGGCUCCGCGACCCCCAACUUCACCCUCGAGGCCCACGAGGCCAAGGGCGUCAACCACGUCGACUACUACCCUCACUCCGACAAGCCCUACCUCCUGACAACGUCCGACGACCGUACCGUCAAGGUCUGGGACUACACCACCAAGUCUCUGAUCGCCACCCUCGAGGGCCACACGAAUAACGUCUCUUUCGCGUGCUACCACCCCGAAUUGCCAGUUAUCAUUUCCGGAUCCGAGGACGGCACCAUUAGGAUAUGGCACGCCAACACCUACCGUUUCGAGCAAUCUCUGAACUACGGCCUGGAGCGCGCAUGGUGUGUCUCCUACCAGAAGGGCAAGCAGGGCGUCGCUGUUGGUUUCGAUGAUGGCGCGGUCGUCGUCAAGCUUGGUCGCGAGGAGCCUGCCGUCUCCAUGGACGCUUCAGGAAAGCUCAUCUGGGCCCGCCACAACGAGGUCGUUUCGGCCAUCAUCAAGGGUGGAGAUGCCUCUAUCAAGGACAACGAGCCCAUCUCCCUCCCCGUCAAGGAAAUGGGCACUUGCGAAGUGUACCCCUCGACUCUCCUCCACAACCCCAACGGACGAUUUGUUGCUGUCUGCGGUGACGGCGAGUACAUCAUCUACACAGCCCUGGCAUGGCGCAACAAGGCUUUCGGUUCUGCAUUGGACUUCGUCUGGGCGGCCAAGGAGAACACCAACGACUUCGCCAUCCGCGAGUCGGCGACGAGCGUCAAGGUUUACAAGAACUUUGUUGAGAAGUCGGGCGGCCUCGAUGUUGGCUUCCAGGCCGACGGCCUCACCGGCGGUGUUCUGCUCGGUGUUAAGGGCCAGGGUGGUAUCUCGUUCUUCGACUGGCAAACCGGCGGCCUUGUGAGAAGAAUCGAGGUUGAGCCGAGAGAGGUGUACUGGUCCGACAGUGGUGAGCUUGUUGCUCUCGCAUGCGAAGACACCUUCUACGUCCUCCGCUUUUCACGUGAGGCCUACGUCGAGGGCGUUCAGUCUGGCGAAGCCGAUGAGGAUGGCGUCGAGGCCGCCUUUGAGGUCAUUACCGAUAUCAACGAGAGCGUCCGCACCGGAGAGUGGGUUGGCGACUGCUUCCUCUACACCAACAGCACCAACCGUUUGAACUACCUCGUUGGUGAUCAGACCUACACCGUCUCUCACUUUGACCAGUCCAUGUACAUCCUGGGCUACAUUCAGCGCGACUCAAGGAUCUACCUUGCCGACAAGGAUGUUGCCGUUACCUCAUUUGCCCUGUCCCUGCCCGUCCUCGAGUACCAGACUCUGGUCCUCCGUGACGAUAUGGAGACGGCACAGGAGCUUCUGCCAACAAUUCCCGCGGAUCAGCUUAACAAGAUUGCGCGCUUCUUGGAGGGCCAGGGCCACAAGGAGCUGGCACUGGAGGUCGCGACCGACCCCGAGCACAAGUUCGAGCUUGCCCUUGGUCUGGGCCAGCUUGACACCGCUCUUGAGCUCGCCAGGGAAGCUGACGUCGAGCACAAGUGGAAGACAGUCGGUGAUGCCGCUCUUGCAGGAUGGCAGGUCGCCGUCGCACAAGAGUGCUUUACUCAUGCCAAGGAUCUUGGAUCCCUCCUCCUGCUCUACUCCUCUACUUCCGACCGCAGUGGUCUUUCAAAACUGGCCGAGCAGGCCCAGGAGGCUGGUGCUCACAACGUCGCCUUCAGUUGUCAAUGGCUGCUUGGUGAUGUCGCUGGCUGUGUGGAGAUCCUCACCAAGACCGGCCGCUUAGCCGAGGCUGUCCUGUUCUCGCAAACAUACAAGCCCAGUUUGACGGCAGAGGUUGUCAAGGAGUGGAAGGAGAGCCUCGACAAGGGCAAGAAGGGUCGCGUGUCUAAGAUGAUUGGCGCACCCGUAGAGGACGAGGAGCUUUUCCCUGAGUGGGAUGAGUGGUUGAGGCUCGAGAAGGAGGGCGGCAUUGCCACCGAGGUGACUGAGGUCAAGGCGGUCAACGGCACUGAGUCACCCGCAGAACCCGAGGAGGAGGCUGAGGAGGCCGAGGAGGAAGCGGAAGAAGAAGAGGAGGCUGAAGAGGACGACGAGUAG